Molecule: messenger RNA, 360 nt
Organism: Platichthys flesus (European flounder)
Lineage: Eukaryota; Metazoa; Chordata; Actinopteri; Pleuronectiformes; Pleuronectidae
Gene: pth4
Product: parathyroid hormone 4
Exons: 2
Coding region: 1-360 (119 amino acids)
Biological process (GO): bone mineralization; regulation of chondrocyte differentiation; osteoblast development
Cellular component (GO): extracellular region
Molecular function (GO): peptide hormone receptor binding; hormone activity
Source: RefSeq, a predicted model, not a curated record
AUGCUGUUGUCCCACAGAUCUGUGCAGUGGUUCGUGGUCACGCUGCUCGUCGUCUUUACAGCGGCACAGUGUGACCAGAGCGAGAGCCGCCGAGCUGUGAGCGAACACCAGCUGAUGCACGACCGUGGUCGAAACAUCCAGAGUCUGAAGAGGCUCAUCUGGCUGUCGAGCGCCAUGGAGGGGCUCCACACCGCCCAGACCCGCUCCGCCGCCCUCAGCCCAGAGAAGGUCCUUAACCUGGACCUGAACCCGGAGCUGGUCCCUGACGCUCCGGGCCCCCAGCCCGCCCGGGUGCAGAGCCUCCUGAGGGACUUCUUCAACAACCCCUACCUGACUCAGCUGUCCGACACAGAGGCCUAA